This is a messenger RNA of Terrapene triunguis (Three-toed box turtle), 2415 nucleotides long. Its product is annotated as guanylate-binding protein 1-like. Bases 163 to 2034 code for a protein of 623 amino acids. Gene Ontology annotation, molecular function: GTPase activity; GTP binding. Lineage: Eukaryota; Metazoa; Chordata; Testudines; Emydidae. The transcript is spliced from 10 exons. The record is from RefSeq and is a predicted model, not a curated record.
UUUCGACCCCACGCUCCAAGCUCACCCCUUAUACUGGGUGCUGCCUGCUUUUGCUUUUGCUUUUCACAUCAACCCCAGAGAGAGGCAGAAAGCCACAGAGGAGAGCGGCAAAGCGUGGGACUUGUCCCUACUUCGGAGAGAAACACCAGACAGCCCGUGGCCAUGGAGGGGCCCGUGUGCCUGGUGGGGAACGGCGCCAACGGGGAGCUGGAGGUGAACCCCGCAGCGCUGGAGAUCCUGCGCGGCGUGGCCCAGCCCGUGGUGGUGGUGGCCAUCGUGGGGCUGUACCGCACCGGCAAGUCGUAUCUCAUGAACUCCUUGGCCGGGAAGCAGAGAGGGUUCUCGCUGGGCUCCACGGUGCAGUCGCACACCAAGGGCAUCUGGAUGUGGUGCCUGCCCCACCCCCGCCGGCCCGGCCACACGCUGGUACUGCUGGACACCGAGGGGCUGGGCGAUGUGGAGAAGGGCGACACCAAGAACGACGUGUGGAUCUUCGCGCUGGCCGUGCUGCUCAGCAGCACCCUGGUCUACAACAGCAAAGGGACCAUCGACCAGUUCGCCAUGGACCAGCUGCACUUCGUGUCGGAGCUGACGGAGCACAUCAAGGUGAAGGCGCAGGGAGGGGACAACGUGGAGGAGGACACAGAGUUCGUCCGCUUCUUCCCCAGCUUCGUCUGGGCCGUGCGGGAUUUCACGCUGGAGCUGAGGAUCGAGGGGCAGCUGGUGACGGAGGAUCAGUACCUGGAGCACGCGCUGGCCCUGAGGAAAGGCAUCAACAAGAAGGUGAUGGAAUUCAACCUGCCGCGUCAGUGCAUCCGCAACUUCUUCCCCACCCGCAAGUGCUUCGUGUUUGUCCAGCCGACGUCGCGGCAGGAGAUGGGCCAGCUGGAUUCGCUGCCCACCAGUGCCCUGGACCCGCAGUUCCUGGACCAGACCCGCCGGUUCUGUGACUACGUCUUCCACUGCUCCCACGUCAAGACAGUCAAAGGAGGGAUUCCAGUCAAUGGGAAAAGGUUCGGCUCCUUAGUGCAGAGCUACGUGGGCACCAUCCGCAGCGGGCAGGUGCCCUGCCUGGACAACGCGGUGACCGCCAUGGCCGCCAUCGAGAACGAGGCGGCCCUCAGGGAGGCGAUGGCUCACUACGCGGCCGGGAUGGGGGCGCUGCGGCUGCCGGCGGAGCUGGCCGAGCUCUCGGCAGCGCACGGGACACACGAGGGGGACGCCCUGCGGCUCUUCAUGCAGCGCUCCUUCAAGGACGAGGAGCAGGAGUUCCAGAAGCAGCUGGUGGCCGGGAUCAUGGAGCGAUACGCAGACAUCCUCGCAGAAAACGAGGCCGUUUCGGAGCAGACCUGCCGCGCCCUGCUGGAGGAGCUCUCGGCCGCCAUGCAGCAGAGACUCAGCGCCGGGCUUUACUCCCAGCCCGGCGGGUACCAGGCCUACGACAGGGACCAGACCCAGGUGGUGGAGAAUUACCGGGCCAAGCCCAACAAAGGAGUCAAGGCGGAGGAGGCUCUGGAGCAGUUCCUGGCCGGUAAGAAGGCCGAGGCGGAGGCCGUGCUGAAGGCCGACAACCUGCUGACGGAGGCGGAGAAGCACGUGGCCGAGGAGAAGCAGAAGGCUGAGAUGCUGGAGCAGCAGCGGAAGGUGGCGGAGGAGAAGCGGCUGCAGACGGAGCAGCUGCUGAAGGACCAGGAGCGCAGCCACCAGGAGAACGUGAAGCAGCUGGAGGCCAAGGUGGCGGAGGAGCUGGCCAGUGCCCGGCAGGAGGCGGAGCGGGCGCUGGAGAGCAAGCUGAAGGAGCAGGAGGCCAUGCUGCAAAAGGGCUUCGUGGAGAAAGCCAGGCUGAUGGAGGACGAGAUCUCGGGCCUCCGGCGGGAGAUCAGCUCCGCCAGCACGACCGACUUUCUGUCAAAGCUUUUCGGCGCCAUUGGGGAAGGGCUGAGAGCCGUCGCCAGCGUGUCCGAUUUUCUGACGUACAGGCGCCAGCGGGGGAAGGGGACGAGUAACCCCAGUAAAACCCAGAGACGAAAGUAGCCGGGCCCCUGUGGGGUCCCCCCCGGCGGCAGGUCCCACAAACGCUGCUUCUCUGCACAGCCGAAAGCUUCUGCUGACUAAUUCCUGCGGUCUGCCAGAUCCCCCAGCUACUAACACAGGGCCCGGCGCUGUCUGCAAAAGGAAGUCACAGGACGCCUGGGUUCUGUCCCCAGCUCCGAGAGGGGAGCAGGGUCUAGUGGUCAGAGCGGGUGGGCUGGAGCCAGGACGUCUGGGUUCUGUGCCCACCUCCUGCACUGUAAUUCUGUGUAACUUUGUGCUGGUCACAUCACUGUUCUGUGCCUCAGUUUCCCCUCUGUGAAAUGGGGACCUUCCCUCUGGGAGGACCAAGUUGUGUUUGUUAGGUGCUGAGCGGAUGGUGCU